This is a messenger RNA of Macrobrachium nipponense, 4640 nucleotides long. RefSeq names its product nuclear distribution protein nudE homolog 1-like. The transcript has 8 exons. Gene Ontology annotation, biological process: establishment of mitotic spindle orientation; microtubule nucleation; chromosome segregation. The record is from RefSeq and is a predicted model, not a curated record. NCBI's taxonomy places the organism in Eukaryota, Metazoa, Arthropoda, Malacostraca, Decapoda, Palaemonidae. Gene Ontology annotation, molecular function: microtubule binding. Bases 659 to 1867 code for a protein of 402 amino acids. Gene Ontology annotation, cellular component: centrosome; kinesin complex; kinetochore.
AUCCAAUGAAAAUGUUCUUUUAAAGGAAGUUUCUUUGCCUGGUUUCAUUCACAUUUUGCGAAAACUGCUGAAAUAUGUGAGUGCGUGCGUGUGUUGCAGAAGUUGCAGUCGUUAACGUAAAUACAAACCCAGUUAAGUUUGUUUGCGAGGUCUGGCGAUGGAAUGUGAAGUGCACCAGUGACCAGUGACGUUUUGUGCACUCUGGUGGCACAUUUUGAAAUCAUUCUGUGGGAAGAACCAUCAGCUGAUCUGAACGCUCCGUGUCGUCUGCUGGCUGCUGGCCUCCUUAGUCGAAUGGCAGCUGUGGAACGGUGAAUUAGUGUGCUUGUGUCUCUGACAACAGUUUCCAUAUUUUCCUUGUGUUUCCGUUUGAUUGCUCACAUGAUGGCGGAAUGAUGUGAAACUUGAGGGCGACGUGUGUUUGAAAUGAAGAGACGUUGCAAAAAGUUGGGAAUUUCGUAAAGCAAGACGCGAAUGGUUGUGCGCCAGGACGGGAGUGAGGCGAAGGUGCUUACAAGUCGUAGAGCUGAAAAGUGAAGCGAAACAGCUCUCAGCGAUUUUGUCACACAAAUAUUUCGAAAUAGUCGUUUGCGGUGAUAUCUGGUCUGCACUUAUUUUAUUAUAGUCUCGCCGACCUGAUUUUCAACCCUUCGAAGCAAUGAGUGGGGAAACAUUACAGUUCGGUUCCGCGGAGGAGGAAGCGGAGUUCUGGAAGAAGAAAGCCCUCGAGUAUAGACAGAGUCUUGAAGAGACAAGAGAGGAAUUGGAAGAGUUUCAGAAUGGAAGCCGGGAGUUGGAGGCUGAGCUUGAGGCUCAGCUGGAGCAAGCCGAAAACCGCUGCUCUGAGUACAAGUCUCAGAUUAAUCGGCUAGCGAUCGAAAACGAUUCUCUUAAGGAACGAUACGAGCGUGUACACAACGAAUUCCACAACCAGGUUAAAGCCUUGCAAGGUGAACUUAGUGAAAUUAAAACUAUUAAAGAGGACCUCACUCGGUACAUAAGGGAGCUAGAACAAGCUAAUGAUGAUUUGGAGAGAGCGAAGAGAGCCACAGUGACAUCCUUGGAAGACUUUGAAACCAGGUUAAAUUUAGCAAUAGAACGGAAUGCGUUCCUAGAAUCAGAGUUAGAUGAGAAAGAAGCACUGAAGGUGAUGGUUCAGAGACUGAAAGAUGAAGCAAGAGAUCUUCGACAAGAACUUUGUGUUAAAGCAAAAGAAGACUUUGAGCCAGAUAAUGAUAAAGCUUUACAACAGCAACAGAGCAAAUAUCACCUUGAUCUACAGUCACCACAAAAACCUGUGUCCUCAACCAAAAUGCCUACAGAAGAGUCCAUUGUUGAUUCUAAUAAACUUGUUUCGACCACACAAAUAACAGAGUCUGUUCCAAGCACACAUGUUAAAUCUCAUACCCUGCACAAUAUAAACAAUGGUAAUAUCCCUUUGACUCCCUCAGCCAGGAUAUCGGCACUGAAUAUUGUCGGUGAUCUAUUAAGAAAAGUUGGGACCGAACGAGCUGACAUGCGCCUCCCACAUCGCAACCUCUGUGACUCCUGCUUAAAUCUCUUACACUAUUCAUCAAAAUUUCCAAAGGACAGUGAAGUUUCUGAAGAACAUUUAAAGAAGUCCUCACAAGCUAUGAAAAAUUGCAAUAUAGGCAUCAGUAAGCAGUAUCCUGGUAGUGAUUUAAGAGAAACUAAUUCAUCCCAUUUACGUUGUAGGUUAAUGAGCCAGAGAUCCUUUAAAUACCUUUCACAAAAUGACUUGAGAGAGUCAAAGGCAAAACCACAACUAGGGCAUCAAGGAAACAAAUCUAAUUUUAUGUAUAACAGUACUUAUCCGUUAUCGAUAACUAAAGAGUAUUUUUUUUGAAUAUCAAUGUUUGUGAGUGUUUUAUUUUAGUCCUAAUACAGAAAUGAUUCAGAGUGGGAGCCAUUAGGUUUGUACAUAAAUUUAUUCUUAAGAAAUGCUCUUGAUGCAUAACUAAUAAAGCAAAAGAUACUUCUGUGCAAGACAAAGAUUCUGUGUAUAUUUUGCUUAUGAACUUUGCAGUGUGCACCCUAUAUACAGUACAGGUAUAUUAUUUUGCAAUAAGAAAUUGCUUCAGACAUCAGGUGCUCUACUUCAUACAUUUUUCCUUGAAUAUUUAAAAAUGUUCAAUUAUCUCACAUAUGCAUCAAGUGAUAAUAUAAUGAGUGAUUACCUCUCAGGAGAUAAUAGUUCACUUGGCAGCACACAGUGUUAGUGAUGGAUUUCACUGUAGUACGCUGUUGUGAUUUAGCUCUUUUAAAGUGCCCAGAAAAUUAUAUUGCAUCACAGACAAGACAGCAGUGCACGCCACCUUCAUUUAAGAAACUCCAAAUGUACUUAGGUCAUGAUGUGCAUUGCUUGCUUGCUACUUUUACUUUGUAAUUAUUUGAUAUUUAAUAGGAUUGUAGAAAUGUGGAUAAAAGAUGCAUUCCUUCCAGUGUCAGUGAGCUAAGAUGCCAACACUUUUGGUUGUAUAUUAUUCCAAUAAAACAAAAACUUUUAACUGUGUUGUGCAAAAUUUUACUUCAUACAAAGCUGUCGCUAUAAUUUCCUAUUUUAUCUUCCUUGUGUGUGUGUUUUUUUUUUUUUUUUUUUUUUUUUUUUUUGAAAAGCAAAUUUAACCAGGAAAUUAUAAUUUCAAAUUACAGUACUCUUGUCUUCUGUAUAUAAAAUGAUCUUUUUAAAAGUUAGAUUCAUAAAGUAUCUUGUAAUGUUGCUGCUGAAGAAAAAUUGAGAAAACGGAAGUGUUGUCUAAGGUAAAUAUCCUUUCAGACCCCUGGAACGUUAUGAACUGCCACUUUCUUUCCAUCUAUUCCCUAGGUGGUCUCUGCAAGUGCUGUUCUUAAAUUUUCCCCCUCCCAGUUUUCAUUUCUACCUAAAGUAUCCUGGAAAAUCCUGGGUGUUUAGAAUUGUGACUUUUGGCCAAUAAAGAUUGGAGUAGAGUAGUCUUUGUAGAAAAGUUUUUGCCUGUUACAUCAGUAAAAAAGGCCUUGUAUUUUUUGAAAAGGGACCAUUUUUCUACUCUAAGUAAAUAAGGUGUUUUAAAAAAAACUCAAAAGUUACUUUUUCCUACUAUCAUUGCUGUGGUUUUUAGCACCAGUUGGAUUAGUUUCUAGUUUUGUUUCAAACUUUUAUGCUGUCGGAAUUUCCAAAGGAAGUAAAACAUCAUGGGAAGGAAAACAUAUUGAUUACUUUAUUAGAAUUGGAUGAGCCCCAAAAAAUAAUUUGAUAGAAAAGUGACUUAGUCUAAAGGAAUCGAGAUCUUUUCAGUAUGUCUCAAAGGGAGUUAUAAUUCUCAAUAUUGCAGAAUGAAGGGUGGGAUUAGUAAAAAUCAAGGUUUCUAAACCAGGAGGCUUGAAGAACUCCGGUUCAUGAGAUUAAUGACUAGCAUUGUGUGUUAAGUGUACUGGAGUCUUUGACUGUAAGGUGAUGUUAGCUUGCCAAGAGUCAAUUUGUGGUCUGGUAUAUUUUUUCACCUUUUUUGCCAUUGUUACCCAUAUGUAUGUCUUUAUGUUACCAUAAACGAUAGUAUUGUAAUCAAAGGAUGUUGACCAAAUCGUCCUUGAUGUAUUGCCAAGGUUAAAACUUUAAUAUGAAGGCUCAAAGUUCCUUUUAUAUUUUGACAAAAACACGUUAACAGAAUUGGUCCCUUCUAACUUACUAACUGCACCAAAGCGCAAAAAUCCAUUAUUAGUUUUUAAACAAGUUAUAAAAUAACACCAUAACAAGAAACUAUGCAUUCUCUCUCUCUCCUACCAAGGAUUGUUUAUUUUAUUAUUUUAGGAUUAAAGUAACACACCUGUGAUUAUGCAACUUGUAUCCCAUGUUCUAUCCCAAAUUCUAUCAAGUAUGAAAUUUAUUUUUACCAGCAUGUAUAGACAAUUCUAAAUAGCUUUCUUGGUUUCAACUACCUUAUUCAACACCACCGUUGAGUUAGAAUCCUCCCUGCUUUUUUUUUUGCCAGCAACAUCACGUUCUUGUAGUAAAUAUGUAGCCUACAAGGAUUUGCUGUAUCACUUCCUUAAGUCUACUUUAUUUUUUCUUGCUUCAAUAUUUUUCUGUGAAGACUUUCCAGUUGAAGGUGAGAGUGAAUUAUCUUCAUUAUGUCUUUUCAAUACAGUGUAAAUAUAAUUAAUUUUUCCUGUGUUACCUGAUAUGUAUUAUAUAUUGACUAUUAGAUAGCUAUUUUGUCAUAGAAGGACAGUUUACUUUAUUGAUCACAAACUUAAAUAGCUAUUUUUGUGUAGAAGGAAGAUAAACUUUGGUUAUAAAGUAAACUUUGAAAAUUGUGUCAUACUGUACUAUAGGCCUAAGACUUGUUUUUGACAGCUAUGGAAAUCAGUACUUUAUUUUGUAUUAAGAGUUGAUUGGGAAAAGGUAUCAACCUGUACUUAUUAUUUAUAUUACCAUUGUAAACAAUCUGGAAAAUGAAAAUCACUUUGAAAGUAUUUGGAAGCUAUCAUCACGAGAAGUGAGUCACUUAGAAUUGUAAAAUUCUGUUGUUACAACACUGUGCUGAUUUCAUCUCAAUGUGAACAAUCAGAUUUACAUUUUAUAUCCUUAUUUUGUUUAUUAGAUCGGUCUCUAUUCUCAAUAAAAACAGUAUAAGAAAUUA